AUGAAAGAAGCAUACAUCAACAAAGACCUCAACGUCGAGAUCCGCGACGUUCCAAUGCCUACAGCUGGGCCGGGUGAGCUACUCAUCCGCACAGUGGUGUCAGGCACAAAUCACAAGGACUGGAAAAUGCCCAAACUGGUAGGCGGGGACCCAGCGAACCAUGGCGACGAUAUCGCCGGCUACAUCGAGGCAGUCGGCGAAGGAGUCACGGGAUUCCGUCUUGAGUACUUAGUAGUAGCCGCUAAGGUAAUAUUCUAUCUCCCCGAUACUACCUCCUUUAAAGAGGGUGCGACAAUCCCGCUUACCGGAAUAACCGCGGCUCUUGGAAACCCAGUCACUGCCCCAACGCCCCUGGUGGUCAACGGAGCGGCAACAGCUGUGGGAGCUUUCGCUAUCAAGUUCGCAACCCUGUCUAACAUCCAUCCCAUCAUCGCCAUCGCGGGAAAGGGCAUUCCAUUCGUGGAGAGCUUGCUUAACAAGGGGAAGGGUGAUAUCGUUAUCGACUACCGACGGGGAGCUGCUUACGUCAAUGAGAAACUUUGUAGGGCCGCCGAAGGACAUGUUAUCUCUUACGCGUACGACACUAUAUCUGAUAAAGCAAGCCUAGAGAUACUUUCCAAGGUUGUUUCUGCAGAGAACGGAAAGAUUAUGAGUGUCGUGCCCAAGGAGGACGAGGUAAUUGAUGGAAUCACAGUGCUGGGAUCUAAUGCUGGUCUGAUCCAUGCGCCUGCCAAAGAGGGAGGAGCCAAGGUUGGGGAUGCGGAAUUCGGUGUCACCGUUUACAAUCUGAUUAGUCUUGGCCUGGCCGACGGCUGGUUUUCGGGUCAUCCUUACGAAGUUGCUAAGGGAGGACUGGAUGGACUUGAGGGUGUCUUGAAGGAUCUCGAGGCGGGCAAGGCAUCUGCAAAGAAGUAUGUCCUGCGCUUGGCGGAGACACCUGGGGUAUUUGGGAAAUAG
Messenger RNA from Penicillium verrucosum, 957 nucleotides. RefSeq names its product zinc-binding alcohol dehydrogenase family protein. The record is from RefSeq and is a predicted model, not a curated record. Gene Ontology annotation, molecular function: oxidoreductase activity, acting on NAD(P)H. Bases 1 to 957 code for a protein of 318 amino acids. NCBI's taxonomy places the organism in Eukaryota, Fungi, Ascomycota, Eurotiomycetes, Eurotiales, Aspergillaceae. The transcript has 4 exons.